This is a messenger RNA of Gregarina niphandrodes, 5211 nucleotides long. Its product is annotated as putative ABC transporter. NCBI's taxonomy places the organism in Eukaryota, Apicomplexa, Conoidasida, Eugregarinorida, Gregarinidae. The transcript has a single exon. Gene Ontology annotation, cellular component: membrane. Gene Ontology annotation, biological process: transmembrane transport. Gene Ontology annotation, molecular function: ATP hydrolysis activity; ABC-type transporter activity; ATP binding. The record is from RefSeq and is a predicted model, not a curated record. Bases 1 to 5211 code for a protein of 1736 amino acids.
AUGUUGAGUACGGGCACGACGUGGUUGGUGUGCGUGCUGCCGUUGGCUCCGUUAGCAUAUUUGCUGUUCGGUUGGCUAUUGUUGGUGGUCGGAGGCGUCAAGCAGAACGAGUCUGCGGUUCGGAGGGGGGUGCCAGGUGAUGUUGAAGACAGCUUGGAUAGUCCCUUGAUUGCCUCGGCAGAAGACGACGACGAUCUGUCCCCGGCUUCCUCGGCGGGAGAGGGGGUCCGUGUGCGCGACGGGUUCCGGUCUUUCGGGAAGGUGGCUGCUGUGGAGAAGACGCCGUUUGCGAUUUGGCGACAAGCGAUGGCUGGGUUCAUGGUACUGGUAUCCUUGUCGUCGGCGGUGGCGUUACUGAUCGGUAGCGAGAAGUACGAGAGCCAGCCGAUGAAGGAUACGUUCGGUUUGUUUUCAGUCGCCGCUUCGGGACUGGGGGCCAUAGAGUUUUACAGACGUGAGUGCAACCGGUCUGCCUACACGGUGGAGAUGCGUGGAGGUCGGCGAGUAGCACGGGAAUGGAUAAUGCUGGGGUUUUGGUUGCUGAUGCUGGCGUGUUUAUUGGUUCAUAUGGCGGUCGUGGCGAAGAACUUCGACAAGUCGAUAAACCCGACUUUGACAGUCUUUGAAUUGAUCGUGGACAGUGUGUGUAUAUUGACCUCUCUCGUGGCGCUAUAUUUGUUUGUGCGCGAGAACCGGGUUCGCGAGGAUUUGCGCAGCGCCCUCAACGACAGUUUCGACGACGACCUUCGCUACGUAGCGCCUCCGACGAAGAAGCCUCAGUGUCCGCAGGCCACAGCAAACCUCUUUUCCACAUUGACCUUUACGUGGCUGGAAAGGCUGAUACGGCAGGGCCGCAAGAACAAGCUCCUACAAGACGAUAUCUACCGGCUGCGGGACGACGAGCGAGGUUAUGUUGUUUUCUCAAGAUUCGACCAUCUUUGGAAGCGGCAUAUCAACCUUCGUCAUCGCACUGAGCGCGGUGGCUCCCGUCAAGAGGGCGGCGGUGGCGCCGGCCAAGAGGGCGGCGGCGGCGGCGGUACCCCUGAGCGAGACAAUGACUCGACACAGCGAGUUGGAUCGGCCGAGCGAGUUGGAUCGGCCGAGAGCGUGGGAAGUAGUGUGUCGUUGGAUGACGGUACGGAGAUAGCGCGAGUAGCUGCUGGACAGAACAUUUGGAAGUUUGCUCACGUUGUAGCACGUUUUCUGAUGCCGAGUUUCUUCUUUGCUGCUUUACUGAAGUUGGCGAACGAUUCGUUGAAUUUGCUGGACGUACAGAUCUUGAAUUUGGUGGUGGAGUACAUGUCAAGUGAGGAUAGCAAGUCGCGGGGUUUGUUCCUGGUGCUGUUGUUGGCGAUUGAUGCGGUAUCGGAGACGAUGAUUCUGCACCAGUACUUCAACAUUAUGAUGGUUUGUGGUGUGCGUAUCAGAUCGGCGAUCGGUACGGCUGUGUAUGUGAAAGCGUUGAAGGUGGAUUCGAGCAAGUUGUCGGUGGCUGAAUCACAGGAGUUUACAUCUGGUAAGACUAUAAACUUGAUGUCAACGGAUGCCCAGCGUAUGGGCGACUUGAUGGGUUACGUUCAGGUAUUAUGGUUCGCUCCGUAUCAGAUCGUGAUUAUUGCGGUGAUGUUGUACAAGCAGCUGGGUCCAUCGUCCUUCGGUGGCAUUGCGGUCAUGGCGCUGUCUAUCCCCUUCACUUCUUUGAUCACCAGACGCACGAAAAAGCUGCAGAAGCAAGUCAUGGCUCUCAAAGAUGAAAGACUUAGAGCUACGAACGAAACCAUCCAGGGAAUCCGCGCAGUGAAGGUCUAUGCAUGGGAAGACCCCAUGAGAGAGCUGAUUCACAGCAUCCGGACUAAGGAACUUACUCAACUUAUGUAUACCCAGAUCAACAUGUUGUGUGCCAGGUUUUUCGUUUCCGCCAUUCCGGUCCUGGUAGCCAUUGUCAGUUUCAGUAUCUUCUCCGCGGCUCUACACCAUGAACUGACUCCCGCAAUUGCAUUCACCUCGCUGGCUCUGUUCGACCGAUUACGGUUCCCUCUAUUCAUGCUACCGAAUGUCAUCAUGUCCCUGGCGGAGACAAUAGUGACAAUGCGAAGACUGCAAAAGUUCUUUGCGCUCCCCGAGCUCACUAAGCGACCUGCUCUGCCACUGGAUCCGGAUACACAAGUGGGCGUAUCCUGCGUGAACUUGUCGGUAGCAUUCGACCGGAUCAAGACUCAAAAGAGCAAUGAUGGCAAAACUGGCGAGAGUGAGCUUGGUAAGGGUGAUGGCAGGGUGGCUGCGAGUGGUAUGAAAGCCGGUAGCUUCUCGGACGGCAAAUUGUUCAUCAACUCUCGCUCCAUUAGUAGCAGUGGUGGAAGCAUUGGUAGUUCUGAUGAGGACCCCGACGUCCCAGGUGUGCAAAAGACAAUAUUGUUCCGCCACCUGAAUAUGGAGGUGUGCAUGGGCGAGAUGGUAGCACUGGUGGGCCGUACUGGAUGUGGUAAAUCGAUAUUAUUCCAGGCAAUCCUUUCUGAGUUAGAAUGUACGGAUGGAAGUGUAAGUCUCCAUGGUAAUGUAGCCUUAUGUACUCAAACCGCGUGGAUCCGUUCGGGAAGUGUUCGCGAAAACAUUUUAGUUGGGCGUCCUUACCAUGCGGGAUGGUAUCAGAAGGUUGUAAAAGCGUGUGCGCUCGAAUCGGAUUUUGCGAUUUUGACCGACGGAGACUUGACAGAAAUUGGAGAAAGAGGAGUCAAUUUGUCGGGUGGUCAGAAGCAACGAAUUGCGCUAGCCAGAGCGGUGUACUUUGAUGCGGAUGUGUACUUGCUUGAUGACAUAUUGAGUGCGGUCGAUACGCAUGUUGCAGCACAUAUCUAUAGACACGUUAUUCGUGGUGUGCUCAAGGAUAAGGCUAUCAUUCUCGCCACGCAUCGAUUCGAAUGCUUGGGAGCAGCCUCAAAAAUCGUCAUGCUUAGACCAGGACUGGAUCCUCUGGAGUUCCCUAACCUUGCAGAAGCCAGUAUGCACCCCGUUUUCAAGGCUCUCGCAGACGAAGAAACUCCUGCGACGCAGGAUGCUCAAGAGGCUGACAACGACGCCGCCACCCCUGCCAGACGUGCUGGGGAACGUAGCAACAGCAUUUUACACGGUUCUAUUUCAGCCCGUUCCGUCUCUCAUUCUCCAUCUCGUUCGCCGUCCGGAAUGCUAGAAGGUUUGACUGAAGAGGCGCUGCGAACUCCGCGAACUUCCAAUUCGAUUUUGGCCGCUUCAAUACGCGAGUCUUCGGUCUCCGUGGAGUUGAGUUCCUUACAGGUAGAAGAGCUGGAACCAAAUCUAAAGGAGGACGCUAGGGAGUCGGUCAAGCCGAAGACGUUGGUGGAGCAGGAGAUGAUGAAGGAGGGUAAGGUGGGUCGUGAGGUGUACUUGGCGUACAUGCGUGCAGGCGGUGGCUACUGGGCGUUUUGUACGAUGUGCUUGUUGAUAGCCUUGUCAUACACGGCCUCAGUGGGGUGCAACUUUUGGUUGUCCCACUGGUCAGACGAAGUGGCGACAGUACCGCUCCGUACAGGUCUUGGAGCAUACGGAGGACUGCAAGCCGGAUACCUGUUGUUUACCAUUUGCGGGAACAUGAUGGUGGUGUACGUUUCCCAGACCGCCGCGCGUGUGUUCCACGACCGGAUGUUGUACCGCGUCUUGCACGCUACCGUUCACUUCUUCGAGACGAAUCCGAUUGGGCGGUUGAGCAAUAAGUUUUCGAAGGACCUGUACACCAUUGACGAGUCCCUAGCCAUGACUAUGUACUCCUUCUUGGUGAUGGCGGCACAAGUAGCUGGUGUAAUUGUGGCGAUCGCCAUCGUAAUACCGGUCAUGAUUGCAGUGAUUGUGCCAACGCUGGGUGUGUACGUAUUGAUCGAGCGGUUGUACGUGUCGGUGGCGCGGCAGUUCAAGCGCAUCGACAGCGUCUCGCGCUCUCCCGUGUUCACUCACUUUGCGGAAAGCCUCGAUGGUGCGAAGACCAUUCGAGCGAUGCGCGCGACCAGCCAAUUUUUGGGCAUCCACCUCAAAUGGCUGGACGAGAACCUCAGCGCCGCCUAUGUCUACGUAGCCAGCAACCGCUGGCUAGCGGUCCGACUCGAGAGCCUUGGCACCCUGAUCGUGGUCUGCGUGGGUCUGUUUUGUGUGUUGCUGCGCUCCCAACUCAGUGGCGGCAAGGCCGGCUUAGCGCUCAGUUACGCCAUCAACGUGACGGGCGCCUUGAAUUGGCUAGUGCGGAUGUCCGGUGACCGUGAGACGGACAUCAUUGCCGUCGAACGCGUGCUAGAGUACGACGAUGACGAAGCCUGUCCACAGGAAGACUAUGGCUCCAAAACGUUAGAAAACCCGAGGGGCUCCCUCAGGCGGCGUCUGAGCCGUCGGAAAGGCAGCAGUGUGCGCGGUGGAAGCAGUGUGCGAAGCACCUCUUUUAUUGAGCCGGACCUGGCGUUGGCUGACCUCGACCCGGCUUAUUUGGGCAUGGUAGAGUUCAAGUCGGUCGCGCUUCGGUACCGUCCGGAGCUGCCAUUUGCACUGAAGAACGUGAGCUUCAGCAUUGCGCGCGGCGAGAAGGUGGGUAUUGUUGGUCGUACGGGGGCGGGCAAGAGUUCUUUGUUAGUAUGUCUGUUGCGUAUGGUCGAGAUCACUCAGGGCGAAAUUUUUGUCCACGGCCGGAACAUUCUGGACUAUCCAGUGGACGGACUGCGGAAUGAGCUAUCUAUUAUUCCCCAAGACCCUGUCAUAUUCACAGGCACCAUUCGCUCCAAUCUCGACCCCUUCAACAGAGCCGAUGACCAGACCCUCUGGGAGGUUUUGGAGAAAGCGUGCCUCAGAUCCUUCGUGGAAAGCUUACCCGACGGACUCGACUAUCACGUCACAGAAAACGGCCAGAACAUUUCUGUGGGACAGAAACAACUCCUCUGCCUUGCGAGAGUCCUAAUCAAGAAGGCCCAGAUACUCCUGCUCGAUGAAGCCACCAGUGCGGUCGACCCGCAAACGGACGCUCUUAUUCAGCAGUGUUUAAGGACAGAGUUUAAGGACACUACGGUCCUUACCAUCGCUCACCGACUCAAGACCGUAGUCGACUACGACCGCAUCAUUGUCAUGGCCGACGGAGACAUCUUCGAACAAGGAAACCCGCAACAACUUCUCGACGACCCCUCCUCCCAAUUCCACGACAUGUACUACACAACAGACUAA